AUGGACCUGCCCCCGCAGCUCUUCUUCGCCCUCUAUGUGGCCGCCUUCGCGCUGGGCUUCCCGCUCAACAUCCUGGCCAUCGGGGGCGCCGUGUCCCACGCCCGGCUCCGCCUCACCCCCAGCCUCGUCUACGCCCUCCACCUGGGCUUCUCUGACCUCCUGCUGGCGGCCUCCCUGCCCCUGAAGGCGGUGGAGGCGCUGGCCCUGGGCGCCUGGCCUCUGCCCGCCCCGCUCUGCCCCGCCUUUGCCCUGGCCCACUUCGCGCCCCUGUACGCCGGCGGGGGCUUCCUGGCUGCCCUGAGCGUCGGCCGCUACCUGGGGGCCGCCUUCCCCUUGGGCUACCAAGCGGCCCGCAGGCCGCGCUACUCCUGGGCCGUGUGCGCUGCCAUAUGGGCCCUGGUCCUCUGUCACCUGGGGUUGGUCUUCGGGCUGGAGGCUCCGGGAGGCUGGGUGGACAACACCACCAGCUCCCUGGGCAUCAACACGCCGGUCAACGGCUCUCCAGUCUGCCUGGAGGCCUGGGACCCUGCCUCAGCGGGCCCCGCUCGCCUCACCCUCUCUCUCCUGCUCUUCUUCCUGCCCCUGACCAUCACGGCCUUCUGCUACGUGGGCUGCCUCCGGGCACUGGCCCGCUCAGGCCUGAGCCACAGACGGAAGCUAAGGGCAGCCUGGGUGGCCGGUGGGGCUCUGCUCACGCUGCUGUUCUGCUUAGGACCUUACAAUGCCUCCAACGUGGCUGGCUUCCUGCGCCCCGACAUAGGAGGCUGCUGGCGGAAACUGGGGCUCAUCAUGGGGGCUUGGAGUGUGGUGCUCAACCCGCUGGUGACUGGCUACUUGGGAAGGGGCACCGGCCGGGUGACAAGUGUGGCAAGAACGAAAGGAGGGACAUCUCAGAAGUAG
Molecule: messenger RNA, 900 nt
Organism: Nyctereutes procyonoides (raccoon dog)
Lineage: Eukaryota; Metazoa; Chordata; Mammalia; Carnivora; Canidae
Gene: FFAR1
Product: free fatty acid receptor 1
Exons: 1
Coding region: 1-900 (299 amino acids)
Biological process (GO): positive regulation of cytosolic calcium ion concentration; response to fatty acid; positive regulation of calcium ion transport
Cellular component (GO): plasma membrane
Molecular function (GO): bioactive lipid receptor activity
Source: RefSeq, a predicted model, not a curated record